Messenger RNA from Fopius arisanus, 1572 nucleotides. It is a transcript of the gene Ccz1, whose product is annotated as vacuolar fusion protein CCZ1. The transcript has 8 exons. NCBI's taxonomy places the organism in Eukaryota, Metazoa, Arthropoda, Insecta, Hymenoptera, Braconidae. Bases 139 to 1533 code for a protein of 464 amino acids. Gene Ontology annotation, biological process: vesicle-mediated transport. The record is from RefSeq and is a predicted model, not a curated record. Gene Ontology annotation, cellular component: intracellular membrane-bounded organelle; Mon1-Ccz1 complex.
GAGUGAUUUGAGGGGUGAGGGAAUUCCCAGUGAGAGAGAAGAAAGAGUGAAAUCAGUCGGAGUGGCUUGAGGUUAGCUGUCAAAAUGCAAUUUAAUUAUCGAGUACCAGAAGACAUGAUUUAAACAAUAAAAUCCAAUAUGACGUCUAAACCUGAAAUCACACUAGACCAUUUCUACGUAUUCAAUGGGACUUACGCUAAAAAGGAAGGGGAGGAGGAGAAGAAGAUCUUGUAUUAUUACCCCGAGAAAACUGACGUCGACACGAAGAUCAAAAACAUUGGCCUGAGUGAGGCCAUCAUUAAAUUCACUGAGUCUUUUAAUCCAGGACAGACGUGUGAUUACUGUCACACGCACAAAACCAGGCAGAUUUAUUAUCAGCCAGAGCCUGAUUUCUGGAUGGUCAUGAUUGUCGGGGUUCCCUAUUUAUUAAAAACAAAAGAUGGCAAUGAGUACACGGAGUACCAGCAGGACGAGGUGUCGAGUCCAGUGUGUCUUGCAAUAAUGAAACAAGCCUACACGAGAUUCAGAUUGUUCAUGGGAUCAUUCGAGACGAUUCUGAAGGAUCCAGGCUGUGGUUCAGUGACUCUCCUGAAGCACAAGCUCGACUACUUCUUCUCCGAGCACUUGCUCACCCUUAAACUGAAUCACCGAGACAUCCUGGAUAUUUUCCAGGGUCUCCAGUUUCUUCCUCUGGACAAGGGCACCUUCCUGAGGGUCCAGUGCUUCAUGAAUCUCAUAGAAGCUACAUUCCCACAUGUCAAGUACACAGCAUUCCUCUACAACGAUCAACUCGUCUGGAGUGGGUUGGAACCUGAAGACAUGCAGGUCGUUUAUAAUUACCUCGUAUCGACGUUGCUACCUGCUCAUCUCGAAAAGGAACUCCAUGGAGGCUCGAUGCCCAGGAACUCGGCAUCUCCAUUCACCAGCUCUCAUUAUGGAAAAUUUGUAACGGGUGCCUCGAGCAUGAGUGAAUCGAUUGGAAUAGCAAAGUCUCCAAUAGUCUUCAUAAACUACUCUACAACACCCACACCCUUGUAUUUAGUAGUCUACAGUGCCUUGAGUGCAACGAUUUGUCUAUUUAUUGACAGCUCCACAGGUCUUUUGAUCAGCUACCUGAAGAGCUUGGACGCCUUCCUGGGCCCCCAGCUGACUACCCUGGUGAGCUCAGUGGCAGAGCAGUGCUCCAAGCACGUGCCCGAUCUUGGAGAGUCCACACCCAAAUACUUAUACUUCAACAAACUGAAUCUAGCAUACAAGAGCACAAUUCAUCUAGACAACAGACGUGUCUCCAACGUUCUGACGACUCCGGAGGCAUUAAGGAUAAUCACUGACAUCCAUAGUGACACGAAUAAACUCAAGGAAGCUGGUGAGGUCGUUAUCAAGACGAUGAGCGACUACUGGGUCGUCGGAAAACUCUCCAAUCUGCGGGAAUUCUUCGUCGUCAUUCAACAGAAAAAUGCGAUUAUGAUCGAAAUCGAUGACGAGGUGAAACGUCUCUGCGAGAAACAGCUGAAGAGCAUCUUCUUCCACUGAAGUUCCUUCUGUACAGCAUGUAAAAGAUGUAAAAAAAAA